Sitophilus oryzae (rice weevil) is the source of this 3133-nucleotide messenger RNA. RefSeq lists its product as uncharacterized. Gene Ontology annotation, biological process: regulation of transcription by RNA polymerase II; chromatin remodeling. Lineage: Eukaryota; Metazoa; Arthropoda; Insecta; Coleoptera; Curculionidae. The record is from RefSeq and is a predicted model, not a curated record. The coding region runs from base 207 to 2327 and encodes 706 amino acids. The transcript has 5 exons. Gene Ontology annotation, molecular function: RNA polymerase II cis-regulatory region sequence-specific DNA binding; DNA-binding transcription factor activity, RNA polymerase II-specific.
GAGCGCCGGCCGCCGGCGUCGCUGCCUCUGCGCCACGGCGCCCGACUGCGAGCGCUCGCCGCGGCGUCCGCUCCGCUCAGUGACGCUCCGACUGUCUUGGAGUGGACUCGCGCGCCCGCACGCUGAAAGCCGAGUCACGUUGUCGGCGUCAUGGCCCGAGCUUAGACUUUCUUCGCGAGUCGUGGCUUCAGGACACCCUUCCGGCCAUGGCGAUGGACUUUCAGAGUGCCAUGGAGACGUUCGCGGAGGCCUGGGUGGCGGCCAGCAUCAAGGGGGCGCCCAUCUCAGAAGUUUCGUCGCAGAACCAGGCCCUGGCUUUGACGAGAACCAACAAGACACCCCCCUCAUCGGUAACGGGGCGCACGAGCCGGGAUUCUGCAGAAAGGGCAUCGACUCCCCAACCAGUCCUGUCCUCCACUCCCCUGGACAACACCGUGUCGCCCCAGUCGAUCAAAGAUGAGUCCUCCACCGGAAAGUCGAUCCCUGUCCAUUGCAUAGUUGAAACCAUUUCGGUUCUGGACGAGAACCGUAUCCAGCACGGCGUGUGGCGAAGGAGGCCUCUCAUCGAAACAGACACCUACGUGAUCAUUCCCACGGGAACCCCCUUCCACAACCUGGUGCAGGCUGCGCUGUACCGCUUGGGUUACUCUCCAGAGAGCGCAGCAGCGGCCAAGGGUUCCGUGCUGAUUAAGAAUUGGAAAGCGCUCAACUUCGACCAGAUUUCCGAUGACCCCUUGGUCACCGUCGGCGACAUAUUGGGAGAGCUCUCCACUGUGGCCACUCUCAGGAUACAGGUUUUUCGGGGCAAGCCUGGAUUUUUGACGGACAUCAAGGACAAACUGCUGAGAUAUCUUUUGCUGCAAUCUCAUGGAAUCUUGCUUUCUUCCGGCUGUCCUCUCGACGAAAUGAUAUUGUCGCAAAUGUGCCGAAGUAACAUAGCGUCGGCGAGUUACCCGGAAAUCUCGGAAGAAACACGCCGCAAAUUCGAUUUGUGGUGGUCCGCUCAAGUCACUUCCCAAAUCCCAGCAUCCAGGUCUCAGUUCAUUCCCUCGUACCCUAGCCAGUAUUCCAUGCCGACGCCAACGCCUCCUCUGGAACGUACUAUUUCUGAGUCCAACCACCCGGCCAUACAGACGGUCCACAGUCAAUUCCCUACCCAGAAGACUCGAAUGAGGACUAGUUUCGAUCCAGAACUCGAACUUCCGAAGCUCCAGCGUUGGUUUACGGAAAACCAGCACCCCAGUCGGCAGCAGAUCCAACAGUACGUUAAGGAGUUAAACAGUCUGGAAUCGAGGAGAGGCCGGAAGCCUUUGGAUGUAAAUAACGUGGUGUACUGGUUCAAGAAUGCGCGGGCGGCGCAGAAAAGAGCGGAGGUGCGCAAUAUCAAUCCCAACAUGCACCUGCCAGUAAACGGAUUCUCGGCGCAUAGUCCUACAAACGGAGGUUUCCUCUUAGGAGACGGUUACUUAAAUUCAGAAAACAGGAUGAAAGGUGGACUGCUGAGAAGAGGACCUCAGAACUGCAAUACUUCCGAUGAGUUUUCCAAUAUGGGUUCCGACAUGGAAGACGAGGAACUGACGGAGACCCAGUCGCCCAGUCCUUCAGCUCCGCUCUCACUGACCACUACGAGGAAGUCUACCUCCAGAGAGGCGAGUCCGAAGACCGUCGCCUCCCCCUCCCCGGCACCUGACAUUCAAAUUGAAAAGUGCAAAGACGAGCCCGUGAACUACUCCUCCGGCGAUCGCAUCAAUAACAACAAGGUGCUGUUCAACGAAGAGGACGACAGGGAGACGGAAGACGACAGCAAGAGCCAUUAUGACUCUGCUACUUCCCCGAGCAGAUCGAUUUCGCAGCGCCUGUCUCCAGAUAUGAACGCCCAGCUCAUUGCCAGACCCCACGAUGGUCUGGACAGGUUGACUUCGGGGUUUCCGCUUGUGCCCAACACCAUGUUCAGCCACAACAUUAUGUACAUGAGCCAGUACAUUCCCAGCUUAUCCCAUCCGGUCCCUUCCGGCUGUUCGGGAGCGCUCAGUAUGUCCAGCCUGACAGUGGACGAGCGCAGGAAGAGGAACAGGACCUUCAUUGAUCCGGUGACUGAAGUUCCCAGGCUGGAGCAAUGGUUCGCGUUAAAUACUCACCCCUCUCACAAUCUGAUUAUCAAGUACACCGAAGAACUAAAUUGUAUGGCUUACCGGCAGAAGUUUCCUCGCUUGGAGCCGAAAAAUGUGCAGUUCUGGUUUAAGAAUCGCAGAGCCAAGUGCAAGAGGCUGAAGAUGUCGCUGUACGACAGCCCGUCAGGCCAGUACCACCACAGUGAGCGUGAUUAAAACUUGAUUACCACCGAUUAGCUUGAGACAAUAAUCAGAACUUGCUUUAAAGAAUGUUGGGUGCCACUUACGUCUAUUAUUUGCUAUCUCGAUGUUCAGUUUUGGCAUUUCGUAACCCGGUAGACACCAAUUUAUAUAAAUGUCGAUGCUUCGUGCAAUAUGUAAUUCUUAGUACAUUGUCUACCGCACAUUUACAUAUACAUGGGAUAUUUUAAAUUAGGACAGGUUUUAAAAACGGGAUAUUUUGCCUUUGUACCUGGACAUACUCCUUUGCGCGAUGUCUUCUACAAUACCAAUUAUAAAAAUGUUAAUGAUGAUGGAGAUUUAAUUUUCAAAAAUAAGUCUCGCCAAUUAAAUUUUUAUAUUUUCGUUACUUCUGAAAUAGUACUAUAUAGGUAUACCAUAAAAAUGUUUUAGACUAAGAUACGUAAUACCUAGAUAUUAUAGGCAGACUACUUUGGUAUUAUUUUUUAUUAUUACAUUAAUUCGAAAAAAUGUAAAUGUAGAGUUUUAGAAAACUAUUUGUAAAUGCUAAAACUAAUGAUAUAACUGUUGCUCAAAUAAAACUCCUCCAAAUUCCACCCUUCUAGCUAAAUAGUCUAAAGCUUUGAAAUAGUCACUAGAUAUUAGUCAUGAUGUACGUUGACUCUAAUAUACCAAAGAUAAAAAAGAAACUUAUGAAUUUUGUCUAUGAGGCAGUAUAUUGCAUAUUCAAAAAAUGUAUCAAUACCAUAAAACAUGUUUUAGAUGUAAGUGUAUUUGUGAAUAGUGAUGUGUGAUACAAGUCUUUUUUGUUAUAUUGUUUU